AUGAGCGUUUUCAAACGUGAUAAGAAGGAGGAGGAGGAUAGCGGCGGAAAUCCCUAUCAGAACUUGGAUAAGACGAUCGUGUUGCAAGAAGCUAGGUACUUCAACCAGACUCCGGUCAACCCUCGAAAAUGCAGCCUGAUUUUGACGAAAAUCCUCUAUUUGCUCAACCAGGGAGAGAAGUUGACGACCCAGGAGGCCACAGACGCGUUUUUCGCGACUACCAAGCUGUUUCAAUCGAAAGAUGUGAUGUUACGUCGGAUGGUGUAUCUUUGCAUCAAGGAACUGAGUACGCUCGCGCAAGAUGUGAUAAUAGUAACGUCUUCGUUGACGAAAGACAUGACUGGGAAGGAGGAUUUGUACCGGGCAGCGGCUAUAAGAGCCCUGUGCAGUAUUACUGACAGUACGAUGCUGCAAGCCAUUGAGAGGUACAUGAAACAGGCUAUAGUGGAUAAGAAUCCAGCUGUGAGUUCCGCGGCGCUGGUUUCGGCGUUGCAUCUGUCUUCGACGGCUCCUGACCUCGUGAGGCGGUGGGCGAAUGAAGCUCAGGAAGCAAUUGCAUCUGACAACGCAAUGGUCUCCUACCACGCUCUUGGAGUCGUCGCUGGUUCCCGCAAGAACGACAAGCUGUCUACCGUCAAGCUGGUAACUCGCUUAGCUCGGGCACCGUUGAAGUCUCCUUACGCUCUCUGCCUUCUUAUCCGUCUAGCGGCCCAGCUUGUAGAAGACGACGAUUCCGAUGCAUCUCAACCUUACAUCGAGUUCAUCGAAUGCUGCCUUCGCCACAAAUCCGAAAUGGUCAUAUACGAAGCUGCACACGCCAUCGUCAACCUCAGGAAAACAGCCAGAGAUUUAGCUCCAGCCGUUUCUGUACUUCAGCUCUUCUGUGGGUCAUCCAAAGCGUCUCUAAGACUUGCAGGCGCGAGAACUCUUGCCAGAUUGACAGCGAAACACCCGACUGCUGUCGCUGCGUGCGCUGUUGAUCUAGAAAACCUAAUUUCUGAUCCCAACCGCUCUGUAGCCACUUUGGCCGUGACAACUCUUCUUGCAACAGGCGCUGAGAGUUCAGUCGAUAGGUUGAUGAAGCAAAUAUCCAGUUUUGUGUCUGAAAUCUCUGAUGAGUUUAAGAUCGUCGUCGUGAGAGCCAUUAGACGUCUCUGCACGAAGUUCCCGAGGAAACACCAGGCUUUGGCCGCGUUCUUAGCUGGCAUGCUGAGAGACGAAGGCGGUUUGGAGUACAAAGCAGCCAUCGCUGAUGCUAUCAUAGCUUUAGUCGAAGAAAAUCCGGACGCGAAAGAGACUGGGUUGGCUCAUCUCUGCGAGUUCAUCGAAGACUGCGAGCAUACGGCUCUCGCUGUAAGAAUUCUGCAUCUGCUAGGACGUGAAGGACCGAAAUCCCGUCAACCGUCCAGAUACAUCCGCUUCAUUUACAACCGUGUGAUCUUGGAGUCUGGACCGGUGCGUGCGGCGGCUGUGUCGGCUGUAGCUCAAUUCGGAGCUCAAAGACCUGAGCUGCUUCCCAAUAUCAGGGUUUUGCUAGCCCGCUGCCAAAUGGACGACGAAGAUGAAGUUAGAGACCGGGCGAUUUACUACAGCGCCAUUUUGGAUACCGGAGAUGCGCAACUCAUCAAUGAUUACAUCGUCAACGUUCCCAAGCCAAAUCCGGUGCUGCUAGAGAAAGCUUUGAGAGACCAUUUGGCGACAAGUCCCGAAGAAGUAUUCGAUAUCAAGGCCGUGCCUACUGAGGAGGAGCCUAAGGAAAACAAAGAAGCAAUAGUCGAGAUCGAAGUGCGCAAACCAGUAUUACAGUCCUUGGAAGAAAUGUACGCCGAACAACUAUCCAAAAUCCCAGGCAUCGAACGUCUUGGCCCAGUAUUCAAAACGAACUUGCCGAUCGAUUUGACGGAAGCAGAAACGGAGUACCGCGUGCGUUUGAUCAAGCACGUGUUUGGAAGACACGUCAUUUUCCAAUUUGAAUGCGUCAACACGCUAAGCGAUCAGUUAUUGGAAGAUGUGCAUGUCAGACUCGAAUGCCCCCCUGAAUAUGAGCUAAAGACCGAAGUAGCUUGCCAGAAUUUAGCAUACGACAAGCCGGGAAGCGUUUUCGUAGUAGUCGAAUACCCUUCAGCUUUCUUGGACAGUCUGGGCACUUUCGGAGCCACUUUGGAAUUCACAGUUCGCGAUUGCGACCCAACAACAGGAGUGCCCGACCCAGGAGAAGGGUACGGAGACUCGUAUCCUUUGGAGGAGUUCGAUAUGGGUUGUUCUGACCAGAUCAGAGCUAGAGCAGCGUCUGACGACUGGGAUGCAACUUGGGAGAGGUCAGCUAACGCGCCCCAAGCUUCUGACACGUUUGCUCUGUCGCAAAACGACGUCAUGGACGCAGCGAAAGCAGUUUGCGAGCAUCUAGGAUUACCCAAGAAUGCUAUAGUGGGGGAGGCUGUGAAGGAAAUCCGUGGAGGUGGCAUUUUCAGGGGCGGGGCUCCGGUCCUGGUGAGAGCUAGACUGGUGUCGAGCCCUGGUGGUGUUACUAUGCAGUUGGCGGCCAGGUCGCCUAGGGAGGAUGUCGCACAGUUGCUGCUAGCAGCAGUAGGUUAAACUUUAGGAUUAUUUGUGUUUUCGAUUGUGGAAUGUGGUCUAUGAAUCGAGAUCUUGGAAAAUUUUC
Ostrinia furnacalis (Asian corn borer) is the source of this 2662-nucleotide messenger RNA. RefSeq names its product coat protein (coatomer) gamma. Gene Ontology annotation, molecular function: structural molecule activity. Lineage: Eukaryota; Metazoa; Arthropoda; Insecta; Lepidoptera; Crambidae. The record is from RefSeq and is a predicted model, not a curated record. Gene Ontology annotation, cellular component: COPI vesicle coat; endoplasmic reticulum-Golgi intermediate compartment; Golgi membrane. The transcript is spliced from 2 exons. Bases 1 to 2595 code for a protein of 864 amino acids. Gene Ontology annotation, biological process: organelle transport along microtubule; intra-Golgi vesicle-mediated transport; endoplasmic reticulum to Golgi vesicle-mediated transport.